Molecule: messenger RNA, 4114 nt
Organism: Nicotiana tabacum (common tobacco)
Lineage: Eukaryota; Viridiplantae; Streptophyta; Magnoliopsida; Solanales; Solanaceae
Biological process (GO): mRNA processing
Source: RefSeq, a predicted model, not a curated record
CCUGAGUUCACACUCUUUCCGUGUACACCGUACGCUCGAAAUGGAGAACGUCGUCGACGAGGACGACGAUUUCGGCGAUCUCUACGCCGACGUCGAAGUCCAAGCAAGCUCAGCAAUAAACACCGUACAUAUUUCAACGCAGCUUCAAACGGAAGUCAACGAUGUUGACUGUAAUGCCGUCGGUAAUUUCAACGGUGAAAAUGCAGUAAGUGAAGAGGAAGAGGAAUGCGAGAGCGAGAGUGAGGAUGAUUUAAACAUAGUGUUGAAUGAUGAUGAAGAAGAUUAUGAAAAUCAUUUUCUCAAUGAAGAUGAAAUUGAGGAAAAUGCUGAAGGAAAUGGCUCAGGACAAAAUUCAAACAGCAGCGAAAACGGCAAUGCAGAAAAAAACAGUUACAAGAACACCAGACCUCCACAAGCAGCAUAUUCAAGUCAUCUCAAAGCCGAUGGAUCUUCUUGCUUACAUUCUUACUCUACAGCAUUGGUCAAGUGCACCUGGGAUAAUAAUGGCUACAUGCAAAGGAUGGGCUCAGGCUCUGCUGCUCAAAAUGGACAGAGCUUCUCACUUCCUCGGUCGAGGAAUAUCUUGGACAUGAAUAUUGAUAUGUUUGAGAAGAAACCUUGGCGGUAUCCAGGUGCUGACUUGACAGAUUAUUUUAAUUUUGGUUUCGAUGAAGAUAGUUGGAAACAGUAUUGCAAUUGCCUGGAUAAGCACCGAGAAAAGGCCAAAAGGGUAGUCAAGGAUUCAGACUACAAGACUUCGAAAAAUAGUAAGCCAAAAGGUAGAGAAAUUGAGGUGGAAGAGAGCAUCAUUGAGCGUCAACCAUCGACAGAUGUGGAACGUUCGCAGGAUCGGGAUUCUGAUGUUGUCAUACAGAUUGCUUUGCAGGAUUCAUUGGAAGAUCCCAUAAACUCUCCAAAAGAGCAGCGGGAAUCACCUGAGAAUGGAGAUGUUGGGAGAAAUGGAAGGGAUUUUCUCUGUUUUAGUAGUGCCAGUGAAGAUGAGUUAGCCAGCUUGGAAGGAAGAGGAGUAUCAGGCAACUCUACAUCUAGAAGGAACACACCUGUUCGUGAACACGUGUCUAUGGAUUCAGAUAACAACGGAAACUGUGAGUUCUCCGAUGCAGAUGAGCAUCCCCACCGAGAGGGAACUGAAUGUGAUGUCUAUCAAACCUCGGGAGCAAUUGAAUCUUCUCAUGAUGCGAAUAAAAGCAGUGUGAGAGACAUAUCUGAUCCAAGAAAAUCUGUAAUGUUGCAAGAACCACUGCAUGGUGAAGGCCGACAGCAUAGCCCAGGUUCAUCUUGUUGUUCUCUAAGUCAUAGUGAUGCAUCUGAAGAUGGGGCUUUUCUUGACAUUGAGAAAUCCCAUGAUCAUCAUAUAAGGUCAUUACCAAAUGCAGACUCUGAGUUACUGGAGAAGGGUACAAUUGAUUACCAGCCAGUUUCCGGAACCCGUUAUAUCCAAACAAAGUCUGGUGGUUCUAAAUAUUUUACACGAGGUAGAAAGCCUGUGCGAAGAGAUCUGCUGCAUGACAGAAGAAGACCUGGUAGAAUGAGUGAAACUCACCUGAAAGUUGAAGAUUCCCGCAAAUCUGAUGCUAGGAUACUGUAUGAAAGGCGUAAUUCAACUGUGAUCCAACACAGACAUAGGGAUAAACGGUAUGCUUUUGACUCUCAUGAAAGAGAAGAUACUUCACAUUUUAAGAGGGCAGAACCCUUUUACUGUAAUGCAGGAAGAUUUUCUGAUUAUCCAUGCCGGGAUUCCUAUAAAAAAGAUCCUGAGAGGGAAUGUCAGUUAGAAUACAGAUAUGACAACAACUGGUGUAGCAGUCGAAGCACGAAAAGAAAGCUAAAUCCUCUUGAACUAUCAACAUAUGAUGAAUUGUCGGAAAGAGAUCAAUCCCAUUAUGGGAGCAGACUCACUGUUCAGGACAUGGACAAUAAUUCUUUUCAUGAAUCAGAACAAUGGAUUGAUAAGCACAUUCCGUAUCUAGAUGAUGAGAUACCCAGUCAACAAAUGUGGAAAAUUGAUCAGUUGCAGAGUAACAGCAGAAUGAGGACUGAUGAUCUUGUAACUGAAUGUAAUUACAUCUACGAUAUCAUGGAAGAGACAGAUAACAGAUAUAGAUCAUACAACAACAGGGAUACUAAUAUUAUAGAAGAUGGCUAUCAUGUAAAUUUGACUUAUUUCAGAAGAGAAACUAAAAGCCCUAAUAGGGGCAAAAGGAGAGAUAACAGUUCCCACGAUAGUUUAAAUAAUGUAUUUUGCAUGGAUCUAAAGGAUGAGGAAGGGAGAUUUGACGCGUAUCGACCUCCAUCCUUUCGUUUGUAUAGGGAACCUUGUACAGCUAGCAGAAGGUGGCAGAGCCCUGAACUUCCACGUGGAAGACAUGGAAUAUUCAGUGGGACUAGGAAAUGUCAAGAUGGUGGUCAGUCUGCUAAUUUGACCAAUUCUAUUAGUGCUGAUCAGAUAAUCAAGUAUCCUGGUAAUCAGGGUAAUUUUAAAAGAGGAAGAAGGUACUGGCAAUCUGAAGGGUUGCACAGGGUUGAAGAUGAAAAUAUUAGGUAUCAGCAAAAUAUAUUAGAUUCCGAGAAGACAUCAUAUUCAUUCAGAAGAAGUUCAAGUGACAAAAGGUUUGAGUCAUUUGACAAUAAACAUGGACCCGAUCUAGUAGAAAAGCUUUUAGAUGACAGACAUGUGGAUCAUGAAAAAUACAAAUUGAUCAGGGAAGGCAAUAAAGCCAGUCAAUUUGGUCAAGGGUCUAAAUUUUUUCAUAGAGAUAAUCGGUGGAGAUUCCCAAAGGGGAGAGAUUCUUUUGCCACGGGCUUGGUUGUUGAGAACAGAGAGUCCUCCGGAAGAUGCUCCAAAGCAGGGGGUGUAACAUACUUUGGCAGGAGGACACUCAGAAGUCGAAACCUGACAACUGAUCCUAAAGAAAAUGAGAAAGAGAGGCUUGACAUAUUCUCAGAUGCCCAGCAGCAAGAGUCUUUGGAUAUUGAAGAGGGAGAGAUAAUUUCUGAAGUAAUGAAUGAGAGAACCAUUAAAAGGAGAAGCACUUGUUUUGGAAAAUCGCAAGUCAGUGAAAUGAAGAAUUUUGCUAAUGAUAAAGAUGUGGAGGGAAAGGACAACCCUAAAAUUUUGGAGAUCAUGGCAAAGAUGGAAAAGCGUGGAGAGCGUUUCAAGCAGCCUAUUGCUCUAAAAAGUGAUUCAAAGAAUAUCUCCAAGCCUUCCGUUGAUUUGUUUACUGGCACGACUGAAGCUAUGCAACCAAGACCAGCACGAAAGAGGAGAUGGGUUGCAAGUGAGGCCAACUAAAGCGAAUGUUUCAUCAAAUGCCAUUGGCUGUGUGGUCAUAUUAGAGGAUCUGCCUCUUAGUUCACCUUCAUAACUGGAUCUGUAUAGUGGCAUUCCACCUACAGAAAUGGCUGCUGAUGGUAUAUCUGGGGUUAAGAAGAAUACUUUUCCCAUGAAAAGAGGGAAAAAGAAAACACGUCUAAUAAAGGAUAUUGUUGUCUCUGCUAAACUCCAUUUUUCCUCUUAAAAGUAUAAUCGAUUAUUUUGAUGUCAAAAGGAUUUAAGUUGCUCAUAGCAGGCUACCAGUGAUGGUAUGAUUUGAGUUCUUAGAAUUCCCAAUUUUACAGGAGGAAGCCAUUGGUGGCUCCAUUGUAUAAUGUCUCAAUUCUUAGGUUUGUCAUCUUUCUUGUAGUUCCUUAAAUAGGUUUUGGAAGCAGUGGCAUGGAAAAAGCUGUUCUUGUUCGAUGCAAUGGUUCGGAGCUACAGGUUCAAAUUGUCAGCUCGCAUGAAAUAUUUGCCUUCUGCUGUACAACAGGAAGGCUUAUUUUUCAUUUUGCUUUCCUUGUUUAUUAAGUUAGUACGUAGAACAAUUGACUUAAGGAUAAUAUAGUAAGUACAGAAGUAACAUUUUGGUGUCUAGUUUAUAGUUGUAAGUCGUAGAGACUUAUGGGUAGUUGGAACCUUGGAGGCCAUUUACAGAAUACAUUUCACCUCUUGGCCUGGGCGAAAUUAAGAGGGAAAGAAAUAACGUAUGUGCUAUCUGCUACUUCUUAUUCAGCUUUUCAAAAGUUUUGAGUGUAGAAAAACAUGUUUAAGGGACUA